This is a messenger RNA of Paramacrobiotus metropolitanus, 1878 nucleotides long. Its product is annotated as putative per-hexamer repeat protein 5. The record is from RefSeq and is a predicted model, not a curated record. NCBI's taxonomy places the organism in Eukaryota, Metazoa, Tardigrada, Eutardigrada, Parachela, Macrobiotidae. The coding region runs from base 407 to 1639 and encodes 410 amino acids. The transcript has 4 exons.
AACCGAAACCGGCUUCCCGUCUUCUCUCCGGUUUGCGCGGAAAGCGUGCAGCGAAGGUCAGAGCGGUUGUUUCGUCACACGUAUCUUUCUGUUAGUAAUAUUAUUAAGCGCUGAUGAAUUUUUUACCAGGAAGAAGCAGCGACUUGCUACUUCCUACCUCACUGGAAUCGGCCGCGUGGCUAUAAACCGGCUCGCGCCGUAUGUUCAACUGCACACUGUACAGUCGUAUGAUUAUGCGCAGUGGCCGUAUAUUAUUGGCAAGAAACCUGUGUAUUUUCCUAAGCACUUUGCGUGUGACAAGUUAAACAUUUGCUGCGCUAAACGACAAAGUUUUUAACUGUGUAAUAGAACUUGCGGAGUUUAUUUCCCAGUCUUUCCUAUAGCUUCCAGUAUUCCCGUUGUAAUCAUGUUAUCCGUGGUGUGUCAGUUACUUCUCGUUUGCUUAAUCAGUGUGAGAGCGCAAUAUGGCGUUCCGGUGGCAGCCCCUGUGGUCGCGGCGCCGGUGCCCGUUUCUUACAAUCCCGCGCCAGUGUCCGCUCCCUAUAAUGCCGCGCCUAGCGACGGAUACGCCCCUGCUCCCAUCAGCCGGACACUAAUACCGGUAACUGCAGUUCAGCCCCAACCUGCGCCGAUGACAUUCCAACCCAUGUCUUGGCAGCCAAUGAGCUUCGGGAUGUCCGCCAUGAAUCAGAACCAGCAGACGGCCGGCCAGCGUCAGACCCAGGGCCAGUCAGCAUCCACCGGCGACGCCAGCGCCGAUACCGGUGAAAUCAACAGCGCCCAGACUUCUAACACCAACACCACCGGCGGUCGCACCGUCUCCCAGGGCGGCAGCCAGAACCAGUGCAGGGGGACGACCUGUGCCCUCACCGGUGCCGCCCAGGUGGGCACCCAGGGGCAGUUCCAGGGACAGAACCAGCAGAUGGCCGGCGCUAAUACCGGUUUGAAGCAAGGUCAAAUGCAAUCCAACGGCUUCCCAUCCUUCGGCCUAUUCCUCGGCAACCAGAACAUGGGCCUCCAAAACCAAUUCCAAUCGCAGUUCACGAACCAGGGCUCCGCGACCGGCACCGGCAGUGUGGGCAGUGGCGCCGUGACCUCCAACCAGAACACGGUCGCCGAGACCAACAAACAGGGUACCAGCGUGGACUCGACCAACCUCGGCCAGGGUACCGGCACCAACGUCCUGACCAACGGCGCCGUCCAGGCCGCGGCGUCCGGACAGAUCGCCGACCAGACCUACGCCGGCACCGACACCAACACCAACACCGGCCUGACCAACGGCCAGGUCACCGGGUUGGACGGGACCAAGAACAGCACCAGUCUGAAGAAGCAGACGCAGGGGCAGUCGCAGGGGACCGGCGCCGCUCAAGGCCAGGCGGGAGCGGCGGAGGGUACGGCCAACAGUGGGCAGAACAGCAAUGUGGUGACGAAUGGCAAGGGAACGGCGGUCAGCUCCAACUCCAUCGGGACGGCGUCCGGCAAGGGUCUCCAUAUUUCGGGGGCCGCCUCCGCCGGGGGUUCGUCGCAGGGGCAGAAGGCCAAACAGAUCGACUGGUCGUUGUUUAAUAUGAACGGGAUGAAUGGGAUGAACGGGAUCGGUGGGAGUAAUUCCGGGAAUUUAUUGAGCUACGCGAAAUAAGCCGGUUUUGGUGGUUGUUAUCGGAAGAGUUUUUCUAUGCACAAUUUAGUUGCAAUACUCUGGUGACGCAUCGGCAAGUGGUGCGUGAAAUGAUGCUGCUAUUUUUUUUGUUCCUUAUUACCCGUGAUUUCUAUAAUUAUUUGAAAUUUCAGCGAAUGUAGUACACACAGUAUUUUAUUGAUCCUAACAUGUUACGCUUGAUACAACAGUGACUCUAUAAAAAGAAUGAACUGCGACAA